Ostreococcus lucimarinus CCE9901 is the source of this 810-nucleotide messenger RNA. RefSeq lists its product with no specific name. NCBI's taxonomy places the organism in Eukaryota, Viridiplantae, Chlorophyta, Mamiellophyceae, Mamiellales, Bathycoccaceae. The coding region runs from base 1 to 810 and encodes 269 amino acids. The record is from RefSeq and is a predicted model, not a curated record. The transcript has a single exon.
AUGCCGUCGGGAUGCGUGUACGAAAUGUAUAGCGAUAAUGCGAAAUGUGACAAAACGUACAUCGGAUCGACGACAGGUUCGAUCAGAGCGCGCCUUGCCUCGCAUAAAUACGCACGGCAUCCAAUCUUCACGUUUGGCGACGCGGACGUGAGAGUUCUCGAAAAGGACAUUCCAGCUGGAGAGCUCCAUCAACGUAAAAGUGCCUACAUGAGAGAGAAGCGUGACGGCUUAUUCAACUCCCGAGCUACUGGACGCAGCCAGAAGCAGGCGUGCCACGAGAACGUGGACGAGAGUCCGGCCUACAGCAGAGCUCAAUAUACGCCGAAGCGGGACGGCGGCGAUGGUAACUACAGACAACUCAAUUAUUACAAGCAGCACGCGAAAAGAUACUGCGUAAGACGUGCCUCAAGAAUGCUCGAGCGCGCGGCACGCUGCCUUCGAAGCGCAGUCUCGACAAGUAUCAAUUUACGGUCGAUGAGUUGCGUGGCUUGGUUUGACCACUUCACUCACACGAUUGGUUCCCGGAGAAAUCUUACAUGUGGUACAUCAACGUCGAUGUGCGGUUUUAUCAUGUUGGGGGGGCCCCAACUCAAACAAAAAAAAAGUUUAUUUUUAUUACUCUUACUACUCUUUUUUCAAAAAAAAAAAAUUAAGUUUAAAGUAGCAUUGCGGCCGCGCCUGGGCCUGAAGCCGAUGGUCAUUUCGGUUUCAAACCAUGGUCGCCGAGUCGUGAAAUCAGGCACGCCGAGCUCGACGUCCUGUGUAUCGGCGGUCACGUCUCUAGUGCACUCGAAACACCUGACAUGGUGA